GCGAGUCUCCUACACAGCAAGAGAUCCACUGCACACAGAAGGCAAGCCAGUUUUGGAGGGGUGCAAGCUAAGUGACAGUCUCAGCACUGUAAGAAGAGAUCAGUGCCAGCUUUCCAUGCCAAUCCCCUGCAUUCAGAGAGCAGAGAGAGUCUACAGCACAAGGGGUGCAGAGCAUUCACAGUCUUUUCAGAGCCCAUCUACAAAACAAGCAGAGCAAGGCAGAUUUACUCAGCAGACACAGGAGGAGAAAAAGUACUGCGCAAGCAACAGGCAGCCCAGCCUCAUUAAACUUUAUCUGGAGAGCUUCAGCAUCAAGAAGAGCAAGCAGGGAUCACAGAGAGAAGGGCACUGAAGGGUUAGCUCCUGGUUCUCUGCCAGUAGGAACCACCUGAGAAGUUUUAGAGUUCUCAGACUUCAUGAUAGCCACACCAGGAAGAUUACUUGUUGAUAUGGAGGAUACAAAUAAGCAGUGUCCAGAAACAGCACAGGAUCCAGGGAUGGAAACCACCAGAUACCUGGCUAGAGGGUCCAGAUGCCAGGUGGACUUUUUGCAUGAAGUAACAGACCCUGGAGACCUAUCAUUGGAUAGUCUUCUAUAUGAGAAGUCAGAGGUCUCCUGUGCCAAGAGAGAAGGGCCAGGAUCUUCUGAUAACAGUGAGCUGGAUAAUGUCUUGGACUGCAUUCUGGACUCUUCAACAUCAGACCACCAACACCUAUGGUCUGAGUGUGGUAUUCCUGAGAUACAUGGGAUAGCAGAUAUUAGGACUCCUUGUGACCCUAAAGGUGGCAUGGUGGACAUAGGAGUCUGGACUGAAGCCUCAGGAUCUGGAAAGAAGGAAACUCUAGACAGAGCCAUCAUGGAGGACUUUACUGAGAACCAGUCAACUGUGAAAAGUGGUGUCUCAGGAAUUGCGCAAAGUAGACAUUUACCCCGGGCACCUGAAAGCAACCUUAUUACUUUGCCAAACUUGGAUAUGAAUGUGUUAUACCUAUUUGCUCAAGAAAGAGAGUUGGUAAAAGGAGGUGGCCAUGACCAAAGAUCAUCUCCCCCCAACCCAUCCCAGCAGCCAUCUUCAUACACAUCACAAAUCUCCAUUGUACACCCUGAAGAUGGACAGGUCAAGCAGGAAGGAUCUGAGGUCUUACUAUAUCAUUCCAAAAAAGAAAGACUAUUGCACCAGGAUUUCAUGUUACCCACCUCAGGUCCUGCGACCCCUGAAACCGAGGAGCCUAUGGAUUUUAUUCUCUGCAAAACUGAGUCUGCAACCAUCUACCAACCUUGUACACACAACAUGGGUAAACCAUCCGAAAACCAGAUCCAUGUUGCACCUUCAUCUUCUAGUUCAUCUCAAACCAUCUACCAGACUUUGAGUCUUAAUGGGCAACAACAGCAUUCUUACCAGGCAGGAGAAGUGAGCAGGACCUACCUACCCCAGAUUCCACUAUCAUAUGUACAGUACAUCAGGUCCGAAGAUCCAGAUGAAACACCACAGUAUGGCUUUGACCCCUUACCACAGAAGAUCUGUUUGAUUUGUGCAGAUGAGGCAUCAGGAUGCCAUUAUGGGGUUCUCACCUGUGGAAGCUGUAAGGUGUUCUUCAAGAGAGCCAUAGAAGGGCAGCACAAUUACUUAUGCGCUGGACGGAACGACUGUAUUGUGGAUAAAAUCAGAAGGAAGAAUUGUCCGUCAUGUAGACUGCGAAAAUGCUGCCAAGCUGGCAUGAUUCUGGGAGGUCGGAAGUUCAAAAAGUUUAACAGAAUGAAACCAGGAAGAGAGAUGGAAACAGUGGUCCUUCAGCAGGGCAGGCCUCUCGAAAGUCAGCAGGCUCUGACCCGGAGACUAUCAACAAGUCCAACUCAAGAAAUUCUGUAUAUCCCAGAACUGCUGCACAUACUACAAAGCAUAGAGCCCGAAAUGGUAUAUGCAGGGUAUGAUAACACUCAGCCAGAAACACCUAGUGCUUUGUUGUGUAGCCUCAACCAGCUGUGUGAACGACAGCUCCUCUGUGUUGUGAAGUGGUCAAAAUCUCUACCAGGAUUUAGGAAUCUCCACAUCGAUGAUCAGAUUACCCUCUUGCAAUAUUCAUGGAUGAGUUUGAUGGUGUUUGCUAUGGGAUGGAGGUCAUACCAACAUGUCAGUGGGCAGAUGCUUUACUUUGCCCCAGACUUAAUACUGAAUGAACAGCGGAUGAAAGAUUCUUCUUUUUAUGCCCUUUGCCUCUCAAUGAGACAGCUGCCACAGGAGUUUGUAAAACUGCAAAUCACCCACGAGGAAUUCCUGUGCAUGAAGGCUCUGCUACUCCUGAACACAAUUGGUCAAGCAGCUCCAUCUCUAUUGCCUCAACACCUUUCUCCAGUCGCGAGCGUUGAGCGUGGAAUUCCCAGAGAUGAUGACAGAAGUGAUAUCGGCUCAGCUACCCAAGAUCCUGGCCGGGAUGGUAAAACCGCUCGUCUUUCACAAAAAGUGAACGCCCCCUGCAGUUUCCACUGCCGACGUAUUUAUUGUCCCAUUGCUAAAGCUGCUCUUGGCGACUCCUGUCCUAUCCUAAUUCGUUACAGUUUAUGGCACUGCAGAUGGCCACAAGAGCUAGCACUCAUAAGCCUCUGACCAAGGUUUCUUCUCGGAUUUGGUUAUGUUAUUUCCCACCAGCUGUAUCAAUGCUACACGUUCAGUCAUUGCCGGCUUCAUAUGUCGCUUUACAUGUACGAUGUUCUUUGCUUAACCGCCUCCGGACCGCCUAACGCAGGAUUGCGUUCCGGAGGCAGUCGAUUCAUUCCUCCUUGACGCUUCGGCGCUUCAUCUCGCGAGACGCGAGAUUACACGCACAGCCGGCC
Molecule: messenger RNA, 2833 nt
Organism: Bufo gargarizans (Asiatic toad)
Lineage: Eukaryota; Metazoa; Chordata; Amphibia; Anura; Bufonidae
Gene: PGR
Product: progesterone receptor
Exons: 7
Coding region: 417-2606 (729 amino acids)
Biological process (GO): regulation of DNA-templated transcription; steroid hormone receptor signaling pathway
Cellular component (GO): nucleus
Molecular function (GO): steroid binding; DNA-binding transcription factor activity; zinc ion binding
Source: RefSeq, a predicted model, not a curated record